CAGAAACACCACAUGUCUGCGUUUUCCGCCUUCCUAGCUCAGCCUCAAGAAAACCAGAACAACAACACCACACAGAAUGGGAUAGAUUCGAUUUCGUUGGGACAGCUCAAGCAGCUCGUAGCCAGCAUGCCCAAAGACAGACAAUGGUGGUACGACUACAAGUAUGACGACGAAGACACAGUCAUGAACGAGAUCGAAGAAUUCUACUCCUACGUAGAGAUGCCCCAGGUAGCAGAGAAUCUGCGAGCCUGGGAAGGCUCCUUUCCUGGUGAAUGGACAAAAGCCCCGUUGGCGACGCGUAAAGCCCACGUUGAGGUGUUGCUGGAGAGCCUUGAGCACAAGAAUGCCGAGAUUCGAUUCACAAACGCGCGCCGGUUAUUCUAUAUCCUCCAGGGGACAUUCGCGGAGACCGUUUCUCCCGAACAUCAGCUACACUGGAUAUUCGAAAACUGCAAGAUCGUCCGCUCUGCAAAUGGCGUUAGCACCAUUAUUGAAGCGAUGAAGAUUGCAAGCUCCAAACACGACCUCUUAUGUGGACUUUCCGAUGCCGAUGCUGAGCAAUACCACAUAUCAGCCGCCGAAAAGACCGACUUUAUUGAGGAAGUCACAACUGAGAUCUCGGUCUAUCUCGGAAUGCUCUACCAUUUAGUUGAGAUAUUCAAGGGUCAUGAUGACUUUGCGGACGAACUGAUGAGUUUCGAUCCUCCGUUACCUGUCUAUCUAUUCAACGUCGUGUCUGGACUGCGGGACAAGAGUGCCAGAGGCUAUCCAAUCAAGAAGCUCUUGUUGGUCUUGUGGAAAUCGUUAUUGUCAUGUUGUGGUGGUAUCCGUGACUACGCUCGUGUCAAAAAGCUUUCACGAGAACUCGCAGGACUCCAGCCAGUUGUAGACGGAGGCGAGCCUUAUGUCAAGUCCACGCCUCUGGACAUCGAGAUGUUCCGUCAAGAAACCGCAGUCAAGUACCCCACUUUCACUGAACCGCCACUUGAAAUUGUUGCGCCAAAGCCAGUGCCUGUGACGACCUCUCGAUUGGCACAGGCGUAUUCACCAAUCCCGAUCCGACAUCAUUACCACCAUGAAGACUCUUCCGCUCAGCCGCUACAAUUCCAGCCGCAGCAACCCGGAGUGCGACCCCAACAGCAACCGCCCCAGCCUGCGACGCCUGCGCCAACCCCACCUCCACCCUCGCCCAAGCCGAAAAAACAACAAUACCAGACUGACCAGGGCCGACCAUUCCUGUUUCCCUUUUCACGUAAUAACCGCUACGACAAAGAUGCGCGCCUAGUUCCCUUUGCGGUUGACGAGGCGGAUCGAUUGUACAACCGGCAUAUGUAUGUCAGUGUUGCUUUGUGGCAAAUGUGGCGCACACGCGAGGACUGCAUGAAGGCAGAGAGCGGGCUCGACCAUAUUCCCGGCUCCCAAGGGCCUGCAGAGUCAUCUACGUUCAUCCCGCCAAAGGAUCCUGACGUCACCGAGCCCUUGCCUGACAUUGCACUCUUGGACGCCAAGAUUGCGGAGGCGACCAGGAUCAUGGAGCAAGGUAACAGUCCCGCGGAAAAGCGCAAAGCGAAAGAACGGAAAGAAGACCUGAUGCGCCUCAAGCGCGUUGAACAUAUUUAUAGCGCGGUGCUCCCCGCGCUUUCCAACUGGGUCCUCGUGCUGCUUAAGCUUCUGCUUGCCACUGUGUCAGCAAGCACAAAUAUGCAGCCCCCGCAGUCUGCAUCCAAUGUCUUUCCCCCAGGCGUGCCCUCCCAAGAGCAGCCAUCGCCACCGCCCAUGACAUCCGAUGAGAUUGAUGUAACCCGCCACCGCGAGAUCACUUCCAAGGCCGUCUCCGCUAUCCUGCUGUUGGUGCUCAAGUGGUUCAAAGUCUCGCAUGUAAUGAAGUUCCACCACCUCGGCCAACACCUACUCGAUACCAACUGUCUGCUACUGAUCCUCAAGAUGUUCUCCCUCCAGGAUCUCUCCAUCAUCGUCGUGUCCAAAGCGGACUCGCCCGAAAACAACUUCUUCCGAUACUGUAUGCUCCGCUUCGCGAAGAACCCACAGCCGAUGUUGCCCGCGGACAGCCAACAACGGCCUCCUAGACAUACCGUGACUAAGUCACGAGUACUGCCCAACGGGGAGCGGCUCGAGGAGGAGGUGGACAUGGUUACCGAGUUCUCGUGGCGCAACUUUUUUGCGACGAUCAACUUUGCUAAGAUCAUGCAGAAACUGAGCAAGGGCCGCGCACACCGCAUCUGGAUGCUCAUUCAAUACAAGAGCUCGCCUGUGCUGAAAAGGGCGCUUAAAGUGCAACACCCGGUGUUUCAGCUCCACGUGCUCAAGCUCAUUAAGAGUCAAGUCCCGUUUUGCGGGCGGAAAUGGCGGCAGACAAACAUGAAGGUGAUAACCUCAAUCUACCUCAACUGCCGACCAGACCUCCGCGAUGAGUGGCUGACGGGGAAUGAGGUGGACGAUGCGAGCGAUGCACAGGCACAGGAACACGCCCUGCGGCAUUUGGUCAAGUUUUACAACAACCGGCGGUACGGGCCGAGUACUGCGGCGGGACAGGCCGGCCCGGUACACCGGCGGUCAGGCAGCAUGUCCCAUCACAUCGAGAGUCUGUACCCUGGUGCAGGCGCAGAACUUGGCGCGCUGCGACCGCUGGGGACACCAAAUACUGACGCGGCAGACGUUUUCCCACCAACGCGGGCACGUGCACCAGACCCAGCAAUCUUUUUGCCCUACAUCACGGAAGACAGCGCAUUUGAAGAGGAGUACGAGGAGUUUCUGUCGGAUUGGGGCAGUGAGCAGGGUGGAGAGGGCGACGCGCUCCCUACUUCGGCCUGGCAUCGACUGCCAUCAGAGAUCCCUGAUGGGAUCAGCGACAGCGAAAGUAUCGUGUCGAUCGGGGAGCUUGGGGAUGAUGCGCGGCUGGAUGUGGAGGCAGCACGGGAUGGAGCAGCGACGGAAGACGAGAAUUUAAAUAAUUGGGAGCACAUGAGUCCGAAGACAAUGGCAGCGCUGCCAAAGUCCCCAGCUGGUGGGCGACGAUCAAGUCAUGGCGGUGGGUUGCGGCCUGUACUACCAUUUGGGUUGGACGAUGCAGUGUCAGUGGAAUUGGAUGCACUAGAGGACGAUGAUGCAGAAGGUGAGGGGGUGCCGGUCGGUCGGGAGACGCGGGCAGGAGGCGUGGACGAAGUUGAAUAUGUCUUUGGUGUGUAG
This is a messenger RNA of Mycena indigotica, 3207 nucleotides long. RefSeq lists its product as uncharacterized. Gene Ontology annotation, cellular component: cytosol. The record is from RefSeq and is a predicted model, not a curated record. Gene Ontology annotation, biological process: cytoskeleton organization. The transcript has 13 exons. NCBI's taxonomy places the organism in Eukaryota, Fungi, Basidiomycota, Agaricomycetes, Agaricales, Mycenaceae. Bases 13 to 3207 code for a protein of 1064 amino acids.